Brassica napus (rape) is the source of this 2824-nucleotide messenger RNA. RefSeq names its product secreted RxLR effector protein 161-like. The record is from RefSeq and is a predicted model, not a curated record. The transcript is spliced from 3 exons. Lineage: Eukaryota; Viridiplantae; Streptophyta; Magnoliopsida; Brassicales; Brassicaceae. Bases 456 to 1211 code for a protein of 251 amino acids.
CAUUUUCUUUCCUUAGAGAUUUGAAUAUAUACAAAAAAGAAGAAAAUCUUCAGAAUUCAACGAUGAGAUGUUUUCUUUGCGCUUUACAUACAAUUUAGGCAUUUAGCAAAUCUAGGAAGAUUCUUCUUUGCCGGUGCAAGAUGUUAAAGAGGUUUGACAGCUAUAUGGUCAAGUUGCGCUGCGACAAGAGUCCUUAUGACUGUUGUGUCUACAUGAGCAAGGUGGAGGAUAAGUCAUAUAUCUACCUGGUGCUGUAUGUAGACGACAUGCUGAUAGCUGCCAAGAAGAAGUGUGAUGUUCAGAAGCUGAAAGAGCAACUGAGUUCUGAGUUUGAGAUGAAAGAUUUGGGUGAUGCAAGGAAGAUUCUAAGAAUGGAGAUCUUCAGGGAUAUGACAAAGAAGAAGCUGUUCUUGUCACAAAAGGCCUACAUUUAAAAGGUCUUGACAAGAUUCGGGAUGCUUAAUGUUAAACCUAUCGAUAAUCCACGUGCUGCAAAUUUUCAUCCUACCAUGAGUGAUGAAAUGUCUGAAGGGGAAAUCGAUUAUAUGUCACGUGUUCCUUAUGCUAGUGCUGUAGGAAGUUUGAUGUAUGCUAUGGUUUGCACAAGACCAGAUCUUGCACACGCAGUCAGUGUUGUGAGUAGGUUCAUGGUUCAGCCGCGAAAGGAGCACUGGAUCGCUGUGAAGAGGAUUUUCCGGUACCUUAAGUGUACAUCUGAUAUUGGUCUUGUCUAUGGAGACAAGGAUCCGAGACUGGUUACUGGGUAUUCUGAUUCAGAUUAUGCAGGAGAUGUGGACAGCAUGAGAUCUAUGACUGGUUACGUAUUUACUUUGGGUGGUUCUGUUGUGAGCUGGAAGGCGAUUUUGCAGUCGACAGUGACUUUGUCUACAACUGAGGCAAAAUAUAUGGCAUUGACAGAAGCUGCUAAGGAGGCAAUAUGGUUGAGAGGAUUGGUCAGUGAUCUUGGUCUUCAUCAUGAUCAGGCUACUGUGUUUUGUGAUAGCUUAAGUGCGAUCUGCUUAGACAAGGAUCAGGUUCAUCAUGAGAGAACCAAGCAUAUCGAUGUAAGAUACCAUUUUCUGAGAGAUGAGAAGAGGAUUGAAGUGAAGAAGGUAGGAGCAGCUGAUAAUCCUGCGGAUAUGUUCACUAAGCCGGUUCCUCAUAGCAAGUUCAAGCAUUGUCUUGAUUUGCUAAACAUCUCAAGCUGUUAAAUCUGGCCCUGAUGGGCGUUUGGCCCUGAGGGGCAUCUGGCUCGAAGAGAGCAUCUGGCUCAAGUGAGGGCAUCUGGCUCUGAGGAGCAUCUAGUCCGACGGGACAUCUGACAUCUGAGUUUGACGGAACAUCUGAGCAAAGAGAGAGUCUGGUACAUCUGUAUUCUGAGCACGAAGAAGUGCAUUCUAGUACAUCUGAUUAUGGAGAAUUCAAGUCAAGGUGGAGAUUUGUUGAAUAAUGACUUGAAUUUGUUGGGCCUUAGUCUUUUGAGGCCCACUAGUGCUAGAGUUUUUCGGGACACAACUAUAUAUAUUUUGUGCCUCCUCUAAACCUAGUUAGCAGCCGUAGAAAAACUAGAUCUGAUUUUCUUGUGGACAGAUUUCUGUAAUUCCUCCAUCAAUAAAAUAUCUCUUUGCCCGUGGACGUAGCCGUUAGGAGUGAACCACGUUAAAUCUCUGUGUCUUUCUUUAUUGUUUAUCCAUCUGUUAAUCUAUAUCUUCUCACAUCCGUCCGGAUAAUUCUAUUUUAUUUCGGAGCCAAAUCAAAGGCAACAGAAGAGCUCAGAUAAUUCUAUCUCUUUACGUUAUCGAUUUUUAAGACAUCCCACAUUUACUCCCUCCUGGUGCUGCCACAUGAGAUGCCAGAUAGAUAAGUAAACACUUCUCAUUGCGACACGAGUCAAGGUAAGCAAACGCACCGUUUCAUUUUCAUGUUCCCGUGUUGUGUUUGGGCUUUAACGUUUUACUCUACAAAUCGAACUCAAUACAAAAGACGAGUUUCGUCUUCUCCAAAGUACAGCCACCAAAAUCUAGGGUUCGUGUUUUGCUUAGAUCGUCAAGACCAGUUACGUUCUUCUUCCUUCUUUGACACCAAAGUGUGGUUCUGUAGCACCAACGAUUCGUCUAUGUGAUCCCGACUCAGUCUGCAUUGCGGCUGUGUCAGCGAUCUCUUCUCAAUGCACAGAUCAUAGUGGCGUUGUGUCUUGCAGCGGCGAUCGAUGCUGUGGAGGAUCCGGUUCGGUUAAGGCAUGUGUUUCUUUCUAGGCUGAAGAGAGGUGAUGAAUCAGAAGAUGAACAAACCUGACUUUGUAGUAGGUAUCAUAAUUUUCCAAGAUCUGUUAUCGUAUUAUAUUUUUUCUGGAUUCGUAGUUCACUAAACAACUUACUAGAUCAUUGGCCCAACGUUAAUUGGAAAGUAUCCAACUCAACAUACUUUGAUUGGUUGGUUCCCCCCUCAUAUUCAUCAUCAAAUUGCUUUCUGCAGUCUCCAAUCUAAUAGUCCUAAGGAGAAGAAGAGAUACGGCCAUAAACAAGCAUUGGAUAUUGACGAGGCAAACACCGUCUCUAUCACCGUCAAUCAUCUGCCACCUCGAAUCAGUUUAGGACUUUACUAGGAUUCUGGAGUUGAGUUUUUGUUUGCUUGCUAUGUGAUACUUGAUGUAAUCUUUGCUUGAGACUGCUCCUACUUACGAAUUAUAUGAUUCCAGUCACUGUGAUGUGUUUGCCUGAGUGUUUAAACACGUCCUGUCUAUUUCUAUAGCAAUGUGAUACUCGAGAAGAAACGUUCUAUGUUUUAUGUUACUAAAGUGAUCUGAAGCUUUGUUUCUUUUCUC